UCCAAGAUGAGAAAGAAGUGGAGGUUGGAGAGGAUGCAACUCUCGAUUGUCAGGGUCCCCAUGAAGGGAACAUCUUAUGGGUAGCAUGGACCAAGAGUGACCUGAAAGUAGAUGAUUAUGGCUUCUUUUACCGGGAAGGUCGUCCUUACAAAACAUACCAGCAUGAGUCUUUCAAAGGUCGAGUGGAGCUGGAAGACCCAAACAUGAAAAGUGGAAAAAUGUCCAUCAUUCUUCACAACGUCACCGUUAACGACACUGGAACAUAUGAGUGCCACAUCUCAUAUGAAACAGAUCACAGCCAGAGAUCUGAGAUGAAGCAGGAAACCAAGCUGAAAGUUACACCUGCAGUUCAAAGACAAGGAGCCAGGCAUUUUUUUAAGUGGGAGAGGGAGAGGUGA
This is a messenger RNA of Haplochromis burtoni (Burton's mouthbrooder), 398 nucleotides long. RefSeq names its product V-set domain-containing T-cell activation inhibitor 1-like. The transcript is spliced from 3 exons. The record is from RefSeq and is a predicted model, not a curated record. The annotation marks the transcript as partial. NCBI's taxonomy places the organism in Eukaryota, Metazoa, Chordata, Actinopteri, Cichliformes, Cichlidae.